GAGCUGCUGCGCGCUGUCUGGAUUUCCAUGAGGCUUUGGACACACGCAGCCUGCCGCUGACGGGACCUCAGACGGAGUCGCCUGUGAAAAAUGUGAACGCGUGAACAAUCCGCAGCGAGUGAAGAGGUGAACGCACCUGCGCGCAGCCAUGGGAAGCCAGAUGACCAGAAACGCGCUGUACGAUUCCCUGAAUGGGCCUUUUCCAGUCACAUCCCACGGAUGCCACCAUAAGCCCACACGAUUCAUUCAGCCAUGCGGCGGUGGCUUGUCCUCAUUCCCUCUGCUCUUCCACCCCAGCACAAAGGGCUCGCAGAUCGUCAUGGACAUGUCCCAGAGGACUGUCAAAAGACAGUCCAGCUUCUGUAAUGCCAUCACCUUCAGCAACAGACCUAUCGCUAUGUAUGAGCAAGUGCGACUGAAGAUCACUAAAAAGCAGUGCUGCUGGAGCGGCGCACUGCGUCUUGGUUUUACGUCUAAAGACCCUUCCAGAAUCAACCCAGACAGUUUGCCGAAGUAUGCCUGCCCCGACCUGGUCUCCCAAAGCGGUUUCUGGGCAAAGGCGCUACCGGAGGAGCUGUCCAAUGAGGGGAACAUCAUCGCCUUCUGGGUGGACAAGAAAGGCAGAGUGUUCUACCGGAUCAACAACUCAAGCCCGAUACUCUUCUUCAGCGGUGUCCACAUGUCUGAACCUCUCUGGGCUCUCAUUGAUGUCUACGGCCUCACCAGAGGCAUCCAGCUGCUUGAAGAAUCCUCUCGUCCAGACAAAGAAAGAGUGCCAACAACUAGGCCUACUCAUAACUGUGUUUCUCACAUGGAAACAGCACCUGCUGCUGCGAGGUGCGAGUGGAAAAGGCGCGACGCCAGGAUGCAGAGGCCCGAUCUGUGGAAUACUGAGAGUGAGAUGCUCCCUGUGAUGCAUCCUCGUUCUUUAGCUGCCUCCCACCAAGCCUCCAUCCAGCAAAACGGUGAUGACUCACGACUUUCAAUCAGCAUGUGUGACCUUAGCGUGCACCAGCAGGAGAUGCAUGUGGAGGAGGAAGAUGAGGAAGAGGAUUUGCCACAACCCCUGAGCUCCUCCUCCUCCUGUCACGUGCCGCAAAAUGCACAGAACUCCCAGCAGUCUUUGCUCAUGCCCACCCACUUGGAGACAGAUCUACAUUUCCACUCAGUGCAUGGCAUCCACGUGACAGCUCUGGAUAAGCAGACAGUCGCUCGGCUAGAUCACCGGGGCGAUGAGAGGACCCUGGUGUUCACCAGCCGGCCGCUACGCUGUUCAGAAACAGUUUUUGUGAAGGUGCCAAAAACGGUAACGAACGUGCGGCCUGGGUCUCUUUCUUAUGGUGUGACGUCGUGUGACCCAGCCACUGUGAAACCCAGUGAUCUGCCUCACAAUCCCAAGUCCCUGUUUGACCGCAAGGAAUUCUGGCUGGUUUGCCGGGUUGGUGUCCCACUGCAGGCCGGAGAUAUCCUGGGCUUUGUGGUGAAUGCAGAAGGCAAGUUCAUGGUGACCCAUAACGGCAUCAGUGCAGGGAGGCAGCUGUGUGUAGAUAACUCCAGGCCGCUCUGGAUGUUCUACGGUCUGCACGGCGCCGUCGCACAACUGAGGAUUUUAGGCUCAUCUCUGCAGCCAGAUGUCAGAGGUCCAUCAAUCCCCAGCUCCCCAUCCUGCGCGCACAACAUUCCCACUCUGCUGUGCAAUGGCAACUCAGAGCUCAACCUCAACACUUCCUUAAACGUUAACCUCAACUCCCACUGCCAGACGGUCUUCACUUCCUCCACAGGUACAACCCCAAGCUCUCCAUUCUCCAGCCACCCACAGUCCCCAACCUUGGCAUCCUGCUCAAGCUCAUGGAGUGACGAGUGUACGAUUUGCUAUGAGAACGUCGUGGACACAGUCCUCUACGCCUGUGGACACAUGUGUCUCUGCUACGCCUGUGCCCUCAAACUCAAGAAGAUGGCUAAUGCUUGCUGCCCCAUCUGCAGGAGGACAAUCAAAGAUAUUAUCAAGACCUACCGGAGCACGUAGGCCUGUAAUAAUGUCCUAUAUAGUCAGGUUCAGCUCAAGGAAGGUGUUAAAGCCAUCUAAGACUGUACAGAUGCACAAACUCUGUGUGGGUUUUGACUUCGCUGCACCGUUAUUAUUCUUGCUGAAUGUCAAUCCUCCGUGUGUGUGUGUGUGUGUGUGUG
This is a messenger RNA of Thalassophryne amazonica, 2187 nucleotides long. Its product is annotated as E3 ubiquitin-protein ligase NEURL1-like. Gene Ontology annotation, biological process: negative regulation of Notch signaling pathway; nervous system development. The record is from RefSeq and is a predicted model, not a curated record. Gene Ontology annotation, cellular component: plasma membrane; postsynaptic density. Gene Ontology annotation, molecular function: ubiquitin protein ligase activity. The coding region runs from base 149 to 2026 and encodes 625 amino acids. The transcript is spliced from 7 exons. NCBI's taxonomy places the organism in Eukaryota, Metazoa, Chordata, Actinopteri, Batrachoidiformes, Batrachoididae.